Racocetra persica is the source of this 492-nucleotide messenger RNA. The record is from the annotation of a GenBank genome assembly. NCBI's taxonomy places the organism in Eukaryota, Fungi, Glomeromycota, Glomeromycetes, Diversisporales, Gigasporaceae.
AUGAAUAGAGCAUAUGAACUAUAUUUAGAACAAAUUAAAGUACACAAAACAAGUCACCCUUCAUUGCUUGCUAUAGACAUUUUACAAGCCUAUCAUCCUGAUUUAUCCUGCCCUGAACAAUUAGCUAACACUAGUGCUGGUUCUUCUACUGAUACUUAUAUACUAAUUCCCCAACGACCUGAGUUUCCUUUCUUGCCUAUCUCAGAAAUUCCACAUCAUUAUAUUAGAGACCCUACUCCUCCUCCACAACAAAAUCAUUUUCUUCGCUUAUUACAACAAAUAUUUUCUUCUGCUACCCGCACAACUGCUCCUCCACUUCCUCCUAUAACUGAAUAUUAUUCUACUGUUAAUUUAGAUAUCACUGUUACUCCAUGCCAUACACCUCUAUUACUUAACACACCUCCUCUUAACACUCAAAAUUUAAUUGAUCCUUUUGACCAUUAUAUACAAAACCAAGAUGCUACUAUUGUUAGACCUGACCCUCCUCAAUGA